AUGAGUCCAUUUUACAAAUCUAAACAACUAGCUAGUGAUAUUUGCAGAAAAAGGAGGUAAGACAGAAGUUAGUCUCUUCUGGACUUGGGAAGACCUUCAGGCUUGGCUUGCUGAAACCCAAGAUAUGACUUGGGGGGGACUCCCUGGAAAACAUGGGUGUAGCCAGGGUUUAUUUUAGGGGGACAGGCUUUAUGUUGGGGGACAGAACUGAGAUAUCCAUGAUGCAAUUGGUCAGUUAGUUAAGUAUUUUUAUUUAUUUACUUGAUGGGGGGGCAGCUGCACCCCCUGGCUACGUCCAUGCUGGAAACCUAAUGGGGGAGCAACUUCUAUUGGCGUUUUAAUGCUGUGAGUCCUUCCAUCUCAUUCUUAGGUUGUAUACAUGUGUAAAUAGAGCAAUAUUACAAAAAACAAACCAACCACCACAGUCUCCAGGGACCAUUACAAGGAAAUCUAAACCAAAGUAGGUGCCAGCACCCCUGAAAUCUCUCACAAUUUGCAUGUGUGUGUGUGUGUAACAAUAUGCAUACUUAGGUGUAAGGUCCAUUGAAUUUAAGAGACUUUUUAGGAUUGCAUUCUAAUCUUAGGAUGCCACGGACUUUAUCUCAUAUGAGGAUGAUGGAACAGAGCUUUGAUACAAUGGCAGGUUAAUAAUGCUCAGGUUAAUGCAGAAGCAAACAUUCCUUCAGCUACCUGCAUAGGGAUUUUAAGGUAAACACCAACUCUUGAAUUGGACUCUUACAUGGACCGGAAGCCACUGGAGUUCUCAAAGUGCUUAUACAAUAUAUUUAGUCUCAGUUUAUACAAUAUGCAAUUGCAGUUUCAUUGUCACAGUGAAUUAAUCAACAUUAAUUGGUUUGAUCAGUAUGAAACAGAAGGAGAAACGGUCAUAGAGUGGUACCUCGGUUUAAGAACAGUCUGCUUUAAGAACGAUUUGGUUUACAAACUCCGCAAAACCGGAAAUAGUGUCCUGGUUUGAGAACUUUGCCUCGGUCUAAGAACGGAAUCCAAACAGUGGAAGGGCACUGGUGGUGGGAGGCCUUAUUAGGGAAAGCACGCCUCGGUUUAAGAACAGUUUUGGUUUAAGAACGGACUUCCGGAACGGAUUAAGUUCAUAAACCAAGGUACUUGGUUUUAUAGUGAUUUGUAAGUGGCAUUACAGCUAACAGUGUAAAAGACGAAAUGUAAGUUCCAUUACAUUAUGACAAAAAGUACAAUAUAGCAGAGCGAUACUGAAUUGACAUCACUCCCUCAUUUUGAGGUGGUGAUGAUUGUAACCAACAUGUGCUGAGGACUAUGACACAGCAUGCUUCAAGACCUGUUCACAAGACAACUGCAACAGGACUGUUGUUUUUGCUGGGGCAUGUCUUGAUCACAUUCCUUGGAAAAUACAGAGGCUCUGUAGCACCACCCACACCUUUUAAUCUUGAUUCUUAGACAAACCAGAACAGCAUCUUAGUGGCUAAGAUACGGUUACUAUAGUAAUAACUGUAAACACUGGAAAGGCGCCGCCAAUCCUGUCCCAGCGUUCCAAUAGCAACAGAGGGAAAUGGCUUCCAAAGAAUCCACAACUUCCUAGGAGUCAAAGGUAUACUUUUUACAGAAUUUCAUUAAGUAAAACUUUAUUAUUUAUUAUACUUUUCAGAUAUAUACAUUUCACUGAUUUUACAAUCAUUUUGACAUUUUAAAUCUUAACUUCCUCCCCCCCCUUUCUGCAGUUCCUUAAAUUUAUUUUCAAUAUCUUCUGCAUAUCCAAAUUAACUUGACUUACUCAUUUGUUUAUCUUCUUUAAGUAUAUACUCUUAUGUAACUGCAGGUUACUACAAUAAUCCUGCCAGUGUUUUUAUCUGUUUACAAUUUAUCUGUAAUAUUCAAUAAACCAUUUCCAUUCUUUAUAAAAAGUUUGUUAUCUUGAUUUCUUAUUCUCCUGGUAAGUUUCACCAUUUCUGCAUAAUCCAUAAGUUUUGUAUCCAUUGUUCCUUUGCUGGGACUUCUGCUUCUUUCCAUUUGGGGGCAAGUAACAUUCUUGCCGCUGUAGUCGCAUAUAUGAAUAAAUUUCUAUACGAUUUAAGUAGUUCUAUCCCUGUAAUUCCCAAGAGAAAGGAUUCUGGGGUUUUUUUACAAAUGUUAUUUUAAACAUCCUUUUCAUUUCAUUGUAUAUCAUUUCCCAUUGAGUAAAACUUUAAACAAAAAAAAAAGAAUGAAUGUAAGCAAAGUUGUGAUUUAGCACAUGCUGAGCAAACAAUGUCAACUGAGGUCUGAAGACACCUUAGCACAAAGGCAUAAAUGAGGAUCAGAAAAAUCAUUGUACGUGGAACAGGAAGACUGAAGAGAUAUCGUAAAAAGUCUUUUUAGGAGAACCUUUCUAACUAAGCUAAAAAGUGGCUCAUCCCAAAGGCAGCGACCAAUACAAACCAUAAUAAAAUAGGUUUAUUUAAAGUAACUGUUUCCAGAUGUUCAAGUUCCCUGGACUUGCUUGCAGUUCAGGAGGUGGUCCCUGGGAAUUGUCUUGCCCAAGGUUCCUUCAAGAUCUGGAAAUGACACUAACUUUUGGACUUGUAUGGGGAUACCUUUGAAGCCCCACUUCUCAUGAAGGUAAUUUUGAAUCAGUCAAUACAGACUCAGCUUAAACCAUCCUUCCAUUGCUUAUUCAGUUCCCCAUAGUUUGCUCUUGAUUUCUUCUAGUUAGAGCAUCACUAUUUAAUCAAUUAGGUUAUUUAUUUUUAUUUUAAAGAACCCUUUCAUAAAAUUGGAAGGGGUCCUCAGGGUCACUUUUUCAAACGCCCUGCAAUGCAGGAAUCGCAAAUAAAGAAUCCCUGACCGAUGGCCACCCAACCUCUGUUUAAAAACCUCCAAGGAAGGGGACUCCACCACCUUUCAAGGUAAUCCAUUCCACAAUCGAGCAGAAAGCUCUUCCUAAAGUUUAGUCAGAAUCUUCUUUCUUGUCAUUUGGCUCCAUCGGUCGAGUCCUACCUUCUGAAGCAGCAGAAAACAAACUUUCUCUGUCUUCCACGUGGCAGCCCUUCAACUAAAAAAUGCCACAGUUAAAAAGACAGUACAUUAAAAAAAAAAUAUUAAGAUGACUUUAAAAAUUAAGCACUACUUUAAAAAGGUCAUUUUGUCUUUCACAUACAGGAGAAUUAUCUUCCAAGAUGAAGCCUGCUACAAUAUACAGGCACAUGAUCUAAGAACAAGAAAUGUAUGGUUCCCCCACACACACCUUCAGUAUGAUAUUCCCACCCCCUUAUAUGCUGAUUUGUGCAAAUUCAAUUGAUUCAUUAAUAUUUCCUUCAUUUGUUGCAGCCCUAGUUUCUACGCUUCCUGAGGUGAACUAUUUCCCAAUUCAUCAGACAAGUAAGUACAUAUUCCAUGUUCUGUCCUCAGUUGCCGACCAAGUGGCCAUCAAGGAAAUUAUCCAAAUGUGGAGUCCAUAGACCAUGAAACAGCCGACUGUGGAGAGCAGUUACUAAUGUGAAGGAUCCUUUAAGCAGCCUCCCCCUGGCAUGUUUAUUCUGUGUGAGGUUUGUUAUGUACUGAAGUUCUCACCCUGGGCCAGCAGGGGGUCACUGUAGAUAGUUUUCACUCAGGUCCACAUAUGCAAAUAAGGGAUUGAAAGUGACUUUCAGUGAUUGGAUAGUUACAGAAAAUUGUUACAGUUGUGUUGUAGUGGAGCUCUAAUAAGCAGGCUGGCUGAACCCUUCAGUUCAGUUCAGUUCUGGCCUGUGAAUAAACAAGAGCUGUUUGAAGAAUUGCUGUGUCGUUUGAUAUGUUCAACCACAACUUAACAAGGUUCCUUCUCCUGCUGAAAGGAAAAGCCCUAAGAUUGCAUCAAAUAUUAUCGUAUUUGGAGUUACCAAAAUCUUUCUAUAUCUGAAACAAAAAUAAUUCAAACACUUCAUAUGGUUGUACAGUAUCUUAAGCUUGAAAGGAUAGGGCAACUUUAUCACUGUUGUUGUUCUGCUCUUCUUGCAAAACUUUACAAAGGAGCUCUGCUCAGCUCAGUUACGGAAAAGCUAGCUCCCCCCACCCCCAUUGCCAGUCACUUUGUUGGGGGGGGGGAGAGACUCUAAUUUAUUCUGGGGAAAUAGCCCUGUUGACACACCAUGUAAAUAUGCCCUGUUACAAUAUAAAGACAGCAAUGCCCCACAACUUCACAGAUAUUUUUCAUUUGAAAUUGUGCACUCCCACUGAGCAUAUCUCUCUCCGUCAUUUAUUUAUUUUUAAAAGUGAACAGUAAAUACAUAGGGUUGCCAUAUUUCAAAAAGUGAAAAUUCGGACAGAAAAGUUGUUUACCUUUUGGGGGGGGCGGGAUUGCCAAAAAAUCAACACUAUGUCCGGGAAAUUACGGAUGUUUGGCAGCCACAUACAUACAUACAUAAUUUUAUUUGUAUGCCACCUUUCCACAGUUCAAAUCAUGCUCCAGGCGGCUUACUACAGGGAAAAAAUAUACAGUGGUACCUCGGGUUAAGUACUUAAUUCGUUCCAGAGAUCCAUUCUGAACCUAAAACUGUUCUUAACCUGAAGCACCACUUUAGCUAAUGGGGCCUCCUGCUGCUGCCGCGCUGCCAGAGCACAAUUUCUGUUCUCAUCCUGAAGCAAAGUUCUUAACCUGAAGCACUAUUUCUGGGUUAGCAGAGUGUGUAACCUGAAGCGUAUGUAACCUGAAGCGUAUGUAACCUGAGGUACCACUGUAACUACAACAUAACAAAAGAAGCCAUAAACAAUAAAUAAAACGUUAAAAAUAUACAAUCAGACCAAAUGAUUUUCACAUGAAUCACAACAAGAUCUACAAUAAAGAUACAAAAAAAAAAAAACCCAACAGCAACAACCCCCUCCCCAACAACAACCAAAAAACCCCAAACAAUACCCCAGCUCAAGAGUCUGUUCAGCAGCCUCAGUUUUUGUAGCUGGAGUCAGUCAGGGUCCCGCUCUCCCAGGCCAGGUAGAAAAAGGCCUGCAAGGCAGACAUCAGGUCUUACAGUACUCACAGCCAAUAUGGUAUCUGGCCUCUUCAGCAGCCUCAGGGUUGUCGCAUGGAAAAGUUAUCAAACUACAUGUGCCAUAUCUACAUUACAGUGCUACCUCUGGUUACGUACUUAAUUCGUUGUGGAGGUCCGUUCUUAACCUGAAACUGUUCUUAACCUGAAGCACCACUUUAGCUAAUGGGGCCUCCCGCUGCCGCCACCCCGCUACCACGCGAUUUCUGUUCUCAUCCUGAAGCAAAGUUCUUAACCCAAGGUACUAUUUCUGGGUUAGCAGCGUAUGUAACCUGAAGCGUAUGUAACCUGAGGUACCACUGUACUGUAUGUUCAUGACAGUAUGGUGUGUGGGUGUGUUGUAGUUGGGGGUGAGAGAGAUAACCUGGAACGUUAGUCUGGAACAUUUAGCUGAGAUUCCCCUUACCAGGACGUAAUGCAAUUACAGUGGAACCUCGGUUUUCGAGCGUCUCGGAAGCCGAACGUUUCGGUUUUCGAACGCUGAAAACACGGAAGUAAUUGCUUCUGUGCCUCAGAAGUUGAACAGCUUCCGCUGCGUGUUUUUCAAUUUUUCCAAUUAAACUUGCAGCCAGCGCUUUGUGCCUUGGUUUUUUAACAUUUCGGAAGUCAAAUGGUCUUCUGGAACGGAUUACAUUUGAGAACUGAGGGAACACUCUACUGUGUUGCCCAGGCAUAUGGCUACCCAUGUUGGAAAUUUCAUUUUUUCCAGAGAUUUUGCAAAAAAAUAAUAAUAAAUAGCCCCCCCCUAAAAACUCAACAACUUUGCCCAAAAAAGUGUCCUUCAGUAAAACAACUAACUUCCUCUCUUGUCUCCUCUCUACAGAUGAAGGGCGUUUUAAUUUCUGUCCAAACAGGUAUUGGCUAACUCUCACCAUGAUUGGGCAGAACAACUACAUGAGAAGACGAAUUUGAUGGCUGAUUCGAUCAGAAAUUUCAAACAGGCAGUGGGAAAUUUUGAACAGGCAGUGGGAAAAUAUGUGGAGCCCACCCAGGAAUUAAAUCAGGAGUGUGCCCUGACAGAACAGAAGAGGGAAGAGGAUGUUGCUGAAUCUUGGGCGCCAGAGAUGGAGGGAGCUGUGGCCCAACAGGAACAUGAGCUUUCGGAUUUGACAAAUGAACUUGGAAAAAGCCAGAUUUGGAAAGAAAAAGUUUGGUUUGGUUUGGAAAUGGGGGGCUGGAUAGACCCCCCUAUGCAGGGAUGUUUGGACUUUUCAAGUGUGGCAAUGGGCCGUGAGAUGUUUGGGAUUGUGGGGGCUCCUAAUUUUGGAGGGAUUUUGAAACAUGUUCUUAAAUACCACAUGGAGUUUAGUGUGGAUUAUGGAAAAGGGGCUGAUCUGUCGAGAAGGGUCAAAAAUAUUGUUAAGCUGGAGUUCCCACGAGUGAAACGAGCAGGAGACAAGGGAAAAUACAGUUAUGAAGAAGAGCUGCGGAAGGGACAUGGAAGAGACUUAAGGGCCUCGGAUAUAAGGUUACCAGGUUAAUGCACUAGAUCGAUGGGAUGAUAAGGACUGACAAAACCCGGGACCAGGAGGAAGGGACGCUGGAUGAAGAUUGGAUUGUUUUUAUUUCUUUUUCUACUACUAGGAUUGUUUUAUAAAAUUGAUGAAUGUUAGAAAAAUGUUGGAAUGAAAUUACUUGGCUUUAGUAAAAAUGUUUAAAGAAUUAUGUAAGAAUAUUAUGGUUAUGAGAAGUUGGUAAAAAUAAGAUUUAAGUUUUAAGUUUCAAGGUUUUUUAUAGUAAGAUAAGAUUAAAAUAGUUUAAGGUAAUGUAAUGACAGAAUAUUAUGAAAUAUGGAAAGGAUUUGCUGCAACAAUUAACAACUAGGAUACAAAAAAAGGGAGGAGGAGGAGGUCAAAGAAAGAAGGUAAUGACAGUUGAGGAUUUGAGAAUAACGGAUUUGUUUUUAAAUGUUUGUGGUGUAUUUUUGUUUUUUUUUUAAUUGGUAUUGUUUGAUGUGGUUUGUUUUUUCUUUGCUCUUUCUUUUUUCUUUUUCUACUUUGUUUUCUUUUGUAACUUAAAAAAAAAAUUUCCAAUAAAUAUCAUUUAAAAUAAAAAUAAAAAUAUUUUAUUAUCCCUUUGGAGCUUUCUUUCCAGGCUGUGACGUUUUAUGGUUUACAGUUUGAUUUUUAAAAGAUUUUUAAAACAUAUUUUUCUUUUUGUUAUGUUUGCACUUGUUUUUUUUGUUAACAAAGCAAUAGAAUUAAAAAAGGAAAAAAAUAUUUCCUCUCUACCUGCAUUCCAUAUCAGAUGGCUUUGAAACUCUUUGAGAAGCAGUUGAUCAUAUUGUAUGCAGGCUAUCAGAAAAACGCAAUCCUAGAGCCCCAUUUGGCAUGUAAAACAAAUUGCAAGGUUCUUUUAUGAGUAUUUCUUGGUUUCGUUUGAGAAGGAUAGUUGAAACACAUUUUACUUUUCUUUGUUUUUAUAGAAUGUCGUGGGGAAAAGGAUCUCCGCAAUGUAAAUCCGACAAAUCUGAAGAAGAUCCCACAAAGGUAG
Podarcis lilfordi (Lilford's wall lizard) is the source of this 7487-nucleotide messenger RNA. Lineage: Eukaryota; Metazoa; Chordata; Lepidosauria; Squamata; Lacertidae. The record is from the annotation of a GenBank genome assembly.